Molecule: messenger RNA, 500 nt
Organism: Emiliania huxleyi CCMP1516
Lineage: Eukaryota; Haptophyta; Isochrysidales; Noelaerhabdaceae
Exons: 2
Source: RefSeq, a predicted model, not a curated record
GUGGAGAAUGUGCUCUACGCAAAGCUCGUGGCGCUCAACAGCCGGUGGGUCGACUUCAACGGGUGCGACUUUUCGGCGCGGAACAUGUCCCGCAAGGACCGCCGUGACGGCAAGUCCAAGGAGGGCUAUAACGAGGGGAGGCUCGUCAACAAGCUCCAGCCCGUGCAGCUCCCUGCGUGCAAGCGGGACGCCGCGGCAAUCUCGCCGCCGCCCUCGCCGCCGCGCGGUGCGGCGCUAAAGUAUACGCCGGCCCACUGGCGCGACGUGGGCAAAGCCCUCGCGCUCGCAGCGCUCGACCUGCACGACAUCAAUCCCGCCUCGCGCCUGCCGGCGGUCGGCGGGCUCGAAAAGCAGCGUGGGAUCGUCGCGGCGUGGGUGCGGACGCAGGCUCGCAAGGAGGCGGCGCGGGCCGCGGCUCGCGCCGCGAAAGCCGCAGCCAACGGCGAGGGCGAGGACGAGGACGAGGACGAGGACGACGAGGACGACGAGGACGAGGACGG